UCUAAAUUAUGGUACUAGGGACUCGCUCCAAAAGAGUAUGAGGCGAAAAAAGAAGAGGUGGCAGUUGGAAUCAUACAGAGGCUAGAAAAAAAACUGUUUCCUGGGCUCAGUUCAUCUAUUACGUUUAAGGAGGUGGGCACACCAAGAACACACAGGCGAUAUCUUGCUCGGGAUAAGGGAACUUACGGGCCAAUGCCAAGAGGAACACCAAAAGGUUUACUAGGCAUGCCGUUUAACACAACUGCUAUAGAUGGUUUGUACUGCGUUGGGGAUAGUUGUUUUCCUGGUCAGGGAGUUAUAGCUGUGGCUUUCUCAGGAGUGAUGUGUGCUCAUCGUGUAGCUGCUGACAUUGGGCUUGAGAGAAAAUCAAAGGUACUUGAUGCUGGUCUUCUUGGUUUACUUGGUUGGCUAAGGACACUCGCAUAGUUCUAAGGGUAAAAGGGACAAAGCUAGUGACGAUCAGUGGGAGUGUUCCUCAAGUCCAUGAGAACGGCUUUACUAUGAACAAUCUUUUUAUUUUUGUGGUUUAGGACCAAGAAAAGUUGCACAUAGAUAAGAAAAAAAAAUACAUUUUGUCUUUCUCUGCAAUCUGCAUACACUGAUAGUAUAAAUCAAAUU
This is a messenger RNA of Raphanus sativus (radish), 618 nucleotides long. Its product is annotated as prolycopene isomerase, chloroplastic-like. The record is from RefSeq and is a predicted model, not a curated record. Gene Ontology annotation, biological process: carotenoid metabolic process. The transcript is spliced from 4 exons. Lineage: Eukaryota; Viridiplantae; Streptophyta; Magnoliopsida; Brassicales; Brassicaceae. Bases 193 to 426 code for a protein of 77 amino acids.